Molecule: messenger RNA, 1601 nt
Organism: Bactrocera latifrons
Lineage: Eukaryota; Metazoa; Arthropoda; Insecta; Diptera; Tephritidae
Product: phospholipase B1, membrane-associated
Biological process (GO): phospholipid metabolic process
Molecular function (GO): glycerophospholipase activity
Source: RefSeq, a predicted model, not a curated record
GAUUAUAAUUCCAAUAUAUAUUUGAAUUCCAGCUCAAUUACAACCACAUACAAAAUGCAGGGCACACCAAUUAAAUACCACCUAUUGCUCUGUGCACUACUGUGUCACAACUGUCACCCUGUAAUAACACAACGCACUUCGUUGGAUGUCACAUUCCGAAACUUGUAUCGACCCCUACGUUUGAUUGGCUUAAAUUUUGCCGGGCGUUCAGGUGACAAUCCGGAUAAUCGACAACUUGUGCGCGAUAUGGGCAAAACGCAAAAUCUCAACACACGCGCGCGUUCGUUGGUGAAUUUCUGCGAUGCGCUGAAUGGACCCGGAAAACGUAGUGAAACACGCCCGACAUCGGUGCAUCGUUUACGACCCGGUGAUAUAGAUAUCGUUGGUGCUAUGGGUGAUUCACUAACAGCUGGUAACGGUAUUUUCGCGACAAAUUUAUUACACAUUACGGUAGAGAAUCGAGGUAUGGUCUGGAGUAUUGGUGGGCAAGGCACUUGGCGACAGUAUUUAACGAUGCCAAAUAUUUUGAAGGAAUUCAAUCCGAACUUGUAUGGCUACUCGCUGAAAGAUGGGCUCUCCACCGAUCGCAGUUCGAAAUUCAACGUCGCUGAGUUGGGCGCCAUGUCACGUGAUAUACCUUACGAAGCGCAAGUGCUAGUCAAACGCUUGUCACGUGAUCCGAAAGUGAAUAUGACCACAGAUUGGAAGCUUAUCACUCUACUCAUUGGUAAUAACGACUUUUGUUCAGACGUCUGUUUUCUGCCACGACCAGAGGAUGCGAUCAAGCAGCAUGAAGAAAAUAUGGUGAAGACUUUUCGUUAUUUACGUGAUAAUGUGCCACGUCUAAUGAUAAAUGUAGUGCCAUCGCCAAAAUUGGAUUUCCUCGUGCCUUUGAGUACGAAAACACCCGUUUGUCAUACGACCUUGUCAUUCGAAUGCCCUUGUUUAGUGGGUAAGCCCAAGCCGCAAUUGGUAAAAAUGAUAAAACUGAUGAAAGAUUGGGUUGCGAAGGACAAAGAGAUCGUGAAUAGGGACGAGUUUAAUACGGAGACAUUCACCAUUAAUCUGCAGCCGUUUACACUAUUCGAAGAUUUCUUUCCCAGUAACGAUGACGCAAUGAAAUUCAAAUUUCUGUCCGAGGACUGCUUCCAUUUGAGUCAGCGUGGUCAUGCGAUUAGCGCCAAUUAUCUCUGGAAUAAUAUGCUUGAAGACGAAGACAAUAAAAGUAUUAUGGAUGAACCUACUUUAUUGAAGACAUUCCGCUGUCCCACCGAGGCGCGUCCUUACUUAGUGACACGUGUCAAUAGCGCAAAAGAUUUUCUAGUUUGACUUUGAACAGCAAACACCUCGUCACCCAUUAACGGCAAUCUUUAAUUAUAAAUAUUUAUAUGUAGUUUAUAGUUAGUCAUGUAAUUAAUCCCUGUGAUAAUAUAAUUAGAAUGUAAUUAGACUACUUUUUAUAAAAAUCCAUGAGCAAAUUGUAGGGAAAAUUAUUUAUGUAAAAUAUUUGUACACGUGAUACUUGUGAAGUAAAACAAUAAACUGUAUUAUUUGCAAUUAAGUUAAUAAUUAUAUAAAUAAACGCAGAUGUGGCAAAUCUA